AAAAUGAUUGAAUGGAUAUUAAUUUCCCCAGUGGAUUAAGCAAAUGUGGUCCUUUGUCUGACCUAGGAUGGACCAUCUUAAACCUACUGAACUGGAUUUACGUGUCAUGUGACAUGCCGGGUACAACAUUCCAAAACUGUCAACCCAACGUAUAAAACGUCUGCUGGUCGUCAACCUCAGCAUCAAGCAUCAAGACUACAAAGAUGGCUCAUCUUCGCCUUUUAUUCGCCCUUUGCGGGAUCAUCGCACUGGCACAAGCUAGGUCAUGUGAAAAAGCAGUCAAUGACUGUCCAAAAGGCUGGACUCAGUUGGACAAUUACUGCUACGUCUACCAACAUGAUCCCAGGACCUUUUCAGAUGCAGAGAGUGUCUGCAACGUUUUUGGUGGGAAUCUGGUCUCGAUAAACAGUCUCAAGGAACACGCAGUCGUUGUUGAGCUGAUUCGGGAGGGGGCCGGCUCUGUCGUUGACACCUGGAUUGGAAUCCACGAUGCCGUUGAGGAAGACGACUUCUUAUGGACCGAUGGCGAAGUUGUUAAUUUCAGAAACUUUGGGGUUGACCAGCCUGACAAUGACGGUGGAGUCGAAGACUGUGUAGAAAUUGCGGCAGAUGACUCGUUGUGGGCUGAUGAUGAAUGUACCGUUGCCAACCCAUUUGUUUGCAUCAGGGCCGUGGAAAAAAAAGAUUGCCACUAAUCAGUCGUCUUACCGUCAAAUCUUUUAUGAUAAUGUUUUUCAACUUUGAGACAAUAUCUGUGUUAUCAUUCAAUGUUUAUUAUCCGGUUGUUGAUUGCUGUCACUUAAGCACAUUUCCAUGGGUAUCUUUUUAAUAAAUUAAAUUUUUUUUGAGCAUGACAA
Molecule: messenger RNA, 857 nt
Organism: Phyllopteryx taeniolatus (common seadragon)
Lineage: Eukaryota; Metazoa; Chordata; Actinopteri; Syngnathiformes; Syngnathidae
Product: galactose-specific lectin nattectin-like
Exons: 7
Coding region: 204-695 (163 amino acids)
Molecular function (GO): signaling receptor activity
Source: RefSeq, a predicted model, not a curated record